CGCGCAAGAGAGUGGCUUUGCCACGGCUCGAGUUUGUUAAUCGAAAAACCCUAAAUUUCAAUUUGACCGUGUCUCCAAGAUUCAAAUCCAAAACCUUUUAAAUUUCAUUUCAAGUGUGAAAUACGUUUUUUUUAUGCGUACAAAUAUACCUCUUGUUUUGUUUUUGUUUUCGUUGAGUGUUGAUUCUGAGGGGUUACUGACUUACUGCAACUAAAAAUUAAACUCCUUUAGCACAACGCUGCAUUCCCCUGCACUCUAGUCUGAUGACCCUUCAUGAGAAAGCUUGUGGCAAAGCAAGGAAUUAGUCUUACAUGAUGAUAAUGUGUAAGAGACAAUUUGUCAAACAUCUUAUAGCCAAUAUAAAGAGUGUUAGUUCACUCUCAUUGGCGCAGCAAUCAAGGAUGUGUUCCACCUCUCAGAAUUCAAAGUUCAUGAUAUCGCCGGAGAAGUCCCAUCUCUACGUUUCAUUCUUCUGUACCCUCAUCCACAUCUUCCUCCGCUGCCGCCGGUUCUCGAUGGCACAUGCCGCAUUCUCCACCAUGCGGGGUUGCAAUUUGGUCCCCGACCUCCGUUUCUGGAACCGCCUAUUGCUGCAGUUCAACAUUUUCGGGGAUGUUGAUCAGGUGAUGCUUCUGUACUUUGAUAUGCUCUCUUGUGGAGUUAUUCCAAAUGUGCACACCCGAAACAUAGUGAUACAUUCUCUCUGCAAAAUAGGGAACACUGAACAGGCUAUUGAGUUAGUUAGGAAGAACGAGAGUGAUAAUGUUAGUUACAAUACUUUGAUAUGGGGCUUUUGCAGAAAGGGGCUUGUAGAGGCUGGGUUCGGGCUGGUAUGUGAAAUGGUCAAGAGGGAUAUUUCUGUUGACAAUUUCACUUGUAAUAUACUAAUCAAGGGGUUCUGCGAAAUGGGUUUGCUGCUAAAAGCAAGAUGGGUGAUGGAAAUGUUUUGUCAUGCCGAUCAGGCAAUUUCUAAAGAUAUUGUGGGGUUAAACACCAUUAUACAUGGCUAUUUUAAGGCUCAUGAAGUGAGUGAUGGUCUUGAGAUUGCAGAAGGUAUGGGUCACGUGGGUGUGUUGCCUGACAUUGUUACUUACAAUAUUUUGAUUAAUGGAUUCUGCAAAAUGGGAGAUUUUGCUACUGCCAAGAGUCUAAUGGAAGAACUCCUGGAGUAUGGUAAUGUUAACUCCACUGAAAAUUUGGAUAGAAUGUUAUUUAUAAAACCUAAUGUCAUUACAUAUACAACACUUAUAAGUAACUAUAGUAAGCAGUCCAAAAUGGAUAAAGCACUAUGUAUGUAUGAAGAGAUGACUAAGAAUGGGUUACUCCCAGAUCUUGUUACUUAUAGUUCCCUAAUACACGGACUUUGCCAAUGCGGAAGGAUUCUUGAUGCCAAACAACUCUUUGAGGAGAUGAAGAUCGUCGGGGUGGACCCUAAUCAUAUUACAUACUCUAUUUUGAUUGAUUAUUUGCUUAAACACGGGGAUGUAUGCACUGCUUCUGCCCUUCAAUGCCAAAUGGUGGUUCAUGGAAUAAGCUUUGAUAAUGUGGUAUUGACCAGUUUGAUGUAUGGGUUGUUUAAGGCGGGGAAAGCUAGGGAUGCGGAGAGAAUGUAUCAAACUUUUAUAAAUUUUAAUAUGGAUCCAAACUAUAUCACUUAUACAGCAUUAUUAGAUGGCCGGAUCAAAUCUGGAGACAUGGAGAGUGCAGAGUUUCUUUUGCAAGAAAUGGAACAGAAAAAGGUUGUGCCCAAUAUUUUUGCAUUUUCUGCUUUAAUUAAUGGCUAUGUCAAAAGGGGAAUUCCUGAUGCAGCUAUGGCUUCCAUGAAGAAGAUGGUGCACAAUAACGUCAUGCCUAACGUAUUCACUUAUGGUAAUAUGAUUGACGGGUGCUUCAAGGCUGGUAAGCAAGACGUGGCUCUUUCCCUCUAUGAGGAGAUGAAAUCAUGCGGAAUAUUAGAUAAUAAUUUUGUACUGGACGCUUUCGUAAAUAAUUUUAAAAGGCAAGGAAAGAUCGAAGAAGCAGAGGCCAUACUACGAGACAUGGUAUCUUCGGGUGUCAAACCUGAUCUUGUUAACUAUACAUCACUGAUGGAUGGGUUAUUUAAAUCAGGGAAACACUCAGCUGCUCUUGAAUUGGCCCAAGAGAUGAAAGACACAGGUUUAGGGUUUGAUACAGUUGCUUACAAUGUAGUGCUGAAUGGGCUGUUACGGAGUGGGGAAUAUGAAGUGUACUCUAUUUACAGUGAAAUGAAACGCUUUGGUUUAGUUCCUGACCUUUUGUCUUUCAACACUAUGAUCCAUGCUUGCUGCAAGGAAGGUAAACUGGAAAAAGCUUUCAAUCUUUGGAAUGAGAUUAGUGGCCAUGGACUAAAGCCCAAUUCAGUUACAUGUAAUAUUAUGCUGAGGGGACUGUGUGAAGUUGGCGAAAUCGAUAAAGUGAUGGAAUUGUUAAAUGAGAUGCAGAGAAUGGGUCUUCAGCCUACCCGAUCCAUUUAUAAAGUCUUGAUUGGUGUUGCAUCUAAAGAGAGAAAAGCUGAGAGGAUUCUAGGAAUGCAUAAACGACUCAUAAGCAUGGGACUUAAGGUUGACCAAACAGUUCACAACACCCUGAUAAGUACAUUUUGCAGGCUAGGGAUGACUGCAUGUGCAACAUCACAACUAGAGAAAAUGAGAGAAGGGGGAUUUUCCCCUGACGUUAUUACUUACAACUCAUUUAUUCAAGGAUAUUGUAAAAUAUCCGUUACUAAUAAAGCCUUAGAAACAUAUUCUAAGAUGCUUGUUGAAGGAGUUUCUCCUAAUGUUGCAACAUACAAUCAUCUUUUUGAAGGUCUUACUGCUUCUAGAAUGUUUCAAGAAGUAACUGUCUUACUUGAGGAUAUGAGGCUAAGAGGUCUUGUCCUUAAUGCUAACACAUUUGACACUUUAGUCUCAGGGUAUGGAAAGAUGGGAUAUAAAAAGGAAGCCAUAAUGGCCUACUGUGAAAUGAUAACAAAAGGCUUUGUCCCUCGUAUUAGUACUUAUAAUGUGCUUAUGAGUGAGUUUGCCAAGGUUGGGAAGAUGAAACAAGCUCAAGAACUCAUGCUUGAGAUGCAAGGUAGGGGAGUGCAACCAAAUGCUUCAACAUAUGACAUACUUGUUUCUGGAUGGUGCAAGCUAUCGAAACAUUUACAACUUGAUAGAUAUUUUAGAGUGUCUUGCCAUGCUGAGGUGAAGAGGUUACUUCAUGAGAUGAAUGAAAAAGGCUUUACUCCAAGUGAAUCCACUCUUUCUCACAUAAGUCCUGCUUUGGGAAAACCACGAAAACAAUCCCCCUGGUGAUUGGAUGAUUUUUUUACCAGGGAAAAGUUAGUUGACUCAAAGGCAUUUUUCAUGGCGCAUGGCGCUAUGGAAACGACCACUUUUUUAUGGAGAUGGCGCAUAUGGCGUGCACCAUAUCUCGUCAUUGACUACUGUUUAUGGGGAAACUGACCUGAACUCUAGGAUUGGUUAUGUUUGGAAUUUAGUAAGAAAAUGUUGCAUGCCUAGCAGCAGAAGUUGUUGUGGAGAAGGCCUAUUAUAUUGACAUGAAGGUAUGCUAGCAUUGCUACUGCAGCUGCAAUACCUUUUGAUGUCAUAUCUCUGCUGUAACAUUUAGGUGAUUAGGUCUUGUUUGUUUAGGGGUUUUUUGGACGGUAGAAGAGGAUCAAUCUUUAUUAACUAAUUUAUAUUUACCUGUUAGCAUUACACCAGAGACUAACUUAUAUAUUUGGUUAAAUCAUGUACUCACUCUGUUCUCCAACAAGUCCCUGUUAAGUAAAAACAUUUUAUUCACAAAUAACUUUCCAUUGAGCAUAGAUGUAGAGUAAAUCUUUUCGAAAUGACUAAAUUACUCUCCUAUAAUUAUUUCACAACUUCACGUUUGCCUUUUUACUCUUAGUACCCAUAAAUAAUACGGGUAUGCUAGUUAAAGAAUGACAACUGGAUAGCUAUUUGAAAAUGGAGGGUUUAUAUUUCAGCCAGCAUGCCAGAAUUUUUUACUACGUUUGUCUUUAUUUGUUCAAAUUUGUGUGAUUCAAAUUUUACGGUUUCAACUUCUUGAUUACUGUUCUUGUAUAAUACGAAGUAGAACGUUGUAUCUCGAAUUACAUAUAUUCUUGGUGACAAAUAAUCUUCCAACCAAAUACACAUUGGAGUAUGAAUCUUUCAUAUUUAUAGAAACGGGAACGAAAGUGUAGGAAGCUGUGCAUCUUAUUUGAGAUAACCUGUUUCUUGGCCUAGUUGUCUAAUGUGAGGAUUCUUACUCAGUAUUCAAAACAUUUAAUUUUUAUCUUUUGUUUCUCUAUACUAAUUUCACCUUGCCAAGUUUGAUAAGUUAUUAUCAGUCUCCUCUGAACUAACUUACAAAAGAUAUGGUUUCGUUAAGAUUAAAGAAGCAAAAUACUUUCAUGAUUCCAGUACUGAUGCCCUAUGUAAAUAAUAUUUCUUUCGUAGGAGCAAUGUCAUUGAAGCUAGUGAAGUUGAGCCAUUAGGAUUGAUGACUCAUCCCAAUAUAAAGCUUCCUAAGAAUAGGCGUUCACGGAAGCAGUUUUUCACUGCAGGUUCUUUGGACAGAUUUUAUAGAGGCAAAAGGCUUAUUUCGAAGAAAUUGAUGAGUUCGAACUGGAAGUGGAUGAAGAAUGAGAAUGAUUAUUCGAAGAGUAGAAGAGGGGUGUGGAGCACGUUAUUUUGUUUGUAAUCUAUAUCUAAUGCGCGAGACAUAUGUACAGCUCGAAAAAAAAAUGAUGUGUAUAUUUCUUAAACAGGAUAGAAAAGUUAGAGCAUUUGGUAUUACAUCCCGCAAAUUAUAUUGUGGGAUCGGCCCUCCGUGCGGACGGUGUCCUGAUUCUAAAUCCAUAGUGCCCUAGCAGGCUAGCAUAUUCGAUUUGGAGCUAGAAAGAAGCAUUGGAAGUUGUUG
This is a messenger RNA of Cuscuta epithymum, 4932 nucleotides long. NCBI's taxonomy places the organism in Eukaryota, Viridiplantae, Streptophyta, Magnoliopsida, Solanales, Convolvulaceae. The record is from the annotation of a GenBank genome assembly.